AUCACAUAUCUCUGAUACGCAACUAUGGUAUAUAAUCUGUUUGUCUAACCUCAAGUUUAUAUGUAAAAUAUUCUUUUUUAUCGUUCAAAUAGUAAAUGCAAUUUAUUAAAAGAGCAAGUUAAAAUAUUUUAAUUAAGAAUGAGUAAAUACGUCAAGUAUUCUGAUCUCAUGAAAAGAUCGACCGAGUAUGCACAAAGAAUGAACAGAUUGAGCAACAGAAUAUUUGGUGAAGUUGUGAGACAAACCAAUUCUAAGUCAAUGAAAGUAGUGAAAUUAUUCAGUGCAGAACCGAUCAAUAAAAGGAAGGAUUUGUACCCUUAUUAUCCCAGACACAUAGAAACAGGACAACUAAUGCUAAACCUUCGUUAUUAUGGGUUGUUUAGAGAUGAACACGCAGACUUUCAAGAUGAAAUGGAACGUUUAAGAGUUUUGCGUGGAAAGGGAAAACGAGAACGAAAACCACGAAAAACCGAAAAGUAGAAUUUCUUAGUUAUUUGUAGCAUUUACUUGAUAUAAAUUAUUCUAAUGUAAAUGUUUCAUAAAAAAACUAUCUUACAUAAUGUCUGCUGCUUAUAGAUAAAUAUUAAGUAAAAAAAAUAAUAAAAACUUGUAUAUACAUACAUCAUGUUACAAUUCAC
Molecule: messenger RNA, 638 nt
Organism: Agrilus planipennis (emerald ash borer)
Lineage: Eukaryota; Metazoa; Arthropoda; Insecta; Coleoptera; Buprestidae
Gene: mRpS33
Product: 28S ribosomal protein S33, mitochondrial
Exons: 1
Coding region: 139-480 (113 amino acids)
Cellular component (GO): mitochondrion
Source: RefSeq, a predicted model, not a curated record